Grammomys surdaster is the source of this 1853-nucleotide messenger RNA. It is a transcript of the gene Diras1, whose product is annotated as DIRAS family GTPase 1. Gene Ontology annotation, molecular function: GTPase activity; GDP binding; GTP binding. Gene Ontology annotation, cellular component: plasma membrane. Gene Ontology annotation, biological process: signal transduction. The transcript has 2 exons. Bases 93 to 689 code for a protein of 198 amino acids. NCBI's taxonomy places the organism in Eukaryota, Metazoa, Chordata, Mammalia, Rodentia, Muridae. The record is from RefSeq and is a predicted model, not a curated record.
GCGGACAGCAGCGCAGCGGCGGGGACCACAGCGGCCCAGGGUCGGUCUGGGGUUCUAGCGGCCGCCUGUCCUUCUAGCCGGCGUCGGAGAAGAUGCCGGAGCAGAGCAAUGACUACCGCGUGGUCGUCUUCGGCGCGGGCGGCGUGGGCAAGAGCUCGCUGGUGCUCCGCUUCGUGAAGGGGACGUUUCGUGACACCUACAUCCCCACCAUAGAGGACACGUACCGGCAGGUGAUCAGCUGUGACAAGAGCGUGUGCACACUGCAGAUCACGGACACCACCGGCAGCCACCAGUUCCCGGCCAUGCAGCGGCUGUCCAUCUCCAAGGGCCACGCCUUCAUCCUGGUGUUCUCGGUGACCAGCAAGCAGUCGCUGGACGAGCUGAGCCCCAUCUACAAGCUCAUCGUGCAGAUCAAAGGCAGCGUGGAGGACAUCCCCAUCAUGCUGGUAGGGAACAAGUGUGACGAGACGCAGCGGGAGGUGCACACCCGCGAGGCGCAGGCCGUCGCGCAGGAGUGGAAGUGCGCCUUCAUGGAGACCUCGGCAAAGAUGAACUACAACGUGAAGGAGCUGUUCCAGGAGCUGCUGACGCUCGAGACUCGCCGCAGCGUCAGCCUCAGCGUGGAUGGCAAACGCUCCAGCAAGCAGAAGAGGGCUGACCGGAUCAAGGGCAAGUGUGUGCUCAUGUGAACCCUCCAGAGCCAGCCUGGGCCUCCUGGGCUCCGGCUCCCCUCCCACCUCUCCUCCUCCUCCUCCCCUCCCUCCUCUCUCUUCUCUGCUCCUGUUCCUCCCCCUCCUUCUCCUCCCUCCAUCUCUCUUCCCUCUUCCUGUCCCCACCAGCCUACAGCAGGGUUGGGCUCCAUCCUGGCCUUUCACCUCCAUAGCUUCAUUCUUUGCUGACCUCUCCCUCUCUGUCUCUCUGCUCCCCACCCCCCACACUUCCAUCUGUACCGCACAACCACACACUGGAGGUUUGAUCCCUGAGGAUCUGAAAACGGACCCGGCUAAGGAACUGCUUGUUCCAUCAGAACCAGAGAGGUUAUGGCGCCUCUCCAUCUCUGUCCUUUUCCCGGUGUGUUCCCAGCCACGCCCACUGUCCCUGUCCCUCACAUUCUAUCACUGUGACCUCUGGGGGGUCCCGUUGACCUCAUCCACUAAUAUCUUAUUUCUUUCACCUGAUCCUGUCCUUUCCCCAUGACCUUGGACCUGUGCCCUUCCCUGGGUCCAGAACACCCCUGUCCUCUCUUGUCUGCACACCAGGGUGGAUGGGCCAGCAGGCUGGGCCUCAGGCACCAGGCAAUAAACACAGGGCCUGCAGCAAUGCCCUGCCUGCCCCGAGCACCACCUCUGGAAUGGCAGACACCCACAGCACAAGCCCAGUACUGUCCUUCAGGGGAGGUGCGCGGGGACCCUGAGCCUGGAGUGUGGAGUGGCUGCCUGGACACUGCCCACCUGGACAGCAGCCUUCUUCUGAGACAGAGACCUUAGCACAGUGGUGCCUCGACAGCCACCCCAACUGGGGGUUUGGGGUGCUGAGGAUGGGGUGCCCAGCUGAGGGUCUAUCAGCAAAGCCCCUGUGUGGGGCGAUGGGACCAGUGGCUGAUGCCCCAGGGCUCUGACAGAACCUCAGCCCCUCUGCUGGUCACAUGUACACCAGAGACUGUCCCCCAUGUCUGCCCUGAGUUACAGAGCCCCUGCGGUAUCUGCGAGACUGUCCGGGAGACUUGAGGGACUCCUAGGCCUGUGCCCCACCCACAAGAGGGUGACUUAGAAUUCUGUGUUUAUGUGACUGUGUGUCUGGAUGGGUGUGAGUCUGUCUUGGGAUAGGGUGUUCUUGCACCACUUUGUGUUCUU